Molecule: messenger RNA, 1707 nt
Organism: Neoarthrinium moseri
Lineage: Eukaryota; Fungi; Ascomycota; Sordariomycetes; Amphisphaeriales; Apiosporaceae
Exons: 1
Coding region: 1-1707 (568 amino acids)
Source: RefSeq, a predicted model, not a curated record
AUGAAGACUUCUUCAUUGACCUUUAACUGCCUGUUCUCCUUCUGUUUGGGUGUGCUGGCUGACGAGACGAUCAAGCGUGUUGGCAGUCCCACGGUAGUGAUUCCAUCCCCGGAUGCAACUAUCAUUGGAGUUCCUGUUGGCAUUGUUGAGUCAUUUCAAGGACUACCUUUUGCACAGCCACCAGUUGGGCCUUUGCGAUACAAUGUUCCACAGCCUUUGAAGCAAGACCAGUCUUUGGGUACGAUCAACGCCUUGGCUGUUGGACCAACCUGUCCUCAGACUCUGCUUGAUACAAGCUUUACAGAUGGCUUGCCAGCGGAGGCCCUCGCAGUGCUCAAGAACACGACGCUCUUCCAAUCCACCGGAAACGUCAGCGAAGAUUGCCUGUAUCUCAACGUGUUUCGACCAGCAGGUAUUGACUCUUCAGCAAAACUCCCUGUCCUCUUCUGGAUGCAUGGAGGAGGGUUCGAGAUGGGCUUCACCAUGACGUCUGAGGGUGUUCCUUUCGUAACAGAUUCCAUUGGACAGGGCAAGCCUAUCAUCUUCGUCGCUGCAACAUAUCGGGUCGGAGGUUUUGGCUUCCUGGCUGGCAAAGAGGUUCUGGAGGCCGGCGUUGCCAACCUCGGUCUGCUAGACCAGCGACAAGCGAUGAAAUGGGUGGCUGAUAAUAUUGAAGCAUUCGGCGGCGACCCCGACAAGGUCACUAUUUGGGGUGAAUCAGCCGGGUCCAUCUCAGUAUUCGACCAUCUCAUCCUUUACGAUGGAGACAACUCUUACAACGGCAAGCCUCUAUUCCGUGCAGGGAUUAUGAACUCGGGGAGCGUCGUUCCUGCGGAUUCUGUCGAUUGCCCCAAGGCCCAAUCGGUAUAUGAUCAAAUCGUGGAGAAGGUGAAAUGUUCGAGUGCAUCGGAUACCCUCCAGUGCCUUCGCGACGCGGACUUUCAAACACUGCUUGAUGCCAUCGCAGAAAUACCAACUUUCACUUCGUACCAAUCCAUUGCACUGCACUUCUUGCCCAGACCGGACGGGAAAGCCCUGACCAAGUCCCCAGACCAAUUACUGCAGGAGGGCAAAUUUGCCAAGGUCCCGAUCAUCAUUGGAGACGAAGAGGAUGAAGGGACGCUCUGGUCGCUUGCGCAACCUAACAUUACCACAACGGCUGAAGUUGCAGACUAUUUGAAUGAAUACUUCUUCCACCACGCUUCCCAGCAGGAAAUGGACGAUUUCGUGGCGACAUACCAAACCAUCACUGAAGAUGGGUCACCUUUCCGCACUGGUCUCUUGAACAACUGGUAUCCUCAAUAUAAACGAUUGGCUGCUAUCCUGGGGGAUCUGGCUUUCACCCUCAGUCGACGUUAUUUCCUUAACAUUCGACAUGCUGUCGCUUCUGAUUUGCCGGCUUGGUCAUAUAUGUCGUCGUACAAUUACGGUCUACCAAUUCUGGGAACGGUGCACGGAAGCGACAUUCUUCACAUCGUCUGGGGCAUUCCAUACGAUUAUGCAACCCGUACCAUGCACUCCUAUUAUUUGUCUUUCAUACACGAUCUCGAUCCCAACUCGAAUAACGACGCCCCGGAAUGGCCCCAGUGGUACGAAUCAAACAAGCUAUUGAACCUUUACUCAGGCUACCAGCAGUUCAUUACGGACGAUUUUCGAUCUGACUCAUAUGAAUGGAUCAGCAAGCACGUGCCACAGCUUACGAUGUGA